Paramecium octaurelia is the source of this 825-nucleotide messenger RNA. The record is from the annotation of a GenBank genome assembly. Lineage: Eukaryota; Ciliophora; Oligohymenophorea; Peniculida; Parameciidae.
AUGAUCUAAUUAUAUAAUUUGAGGAAUGUAAUCACUAUAUCUUAUAUUUUAGGAUAAUAGACAUCUCGUAGUAUUAGACUUGAGAAAUUCUAAUAAAUUAGGUCAAUUAUCAAUGCGAGGAAGUCUUUGUCUACAAUAGAAUAAGAAUGUACAUCUCUCAUAUUUAAGAUACAUCGAUGAAAUCUUAAGUGCUAUAAAUAGAUUUAAUUCAAUAAACAAUAUGGAAAGAAUAGUUAUUGUUGAUGAUGAUAUUUAAGUUUUAUUACAACAAAUCAAACAAAUUGAUAAUCUAAUAUAAAACAAUUAGCUUAAAAAUCUCAAGAUUUUUUACUUACAAGAAACAGUUGAAGAAUUUUAUAAUAAUAUUCUUUUUUUGUAUUUAAAGUCUAAAAUCAAUCAAAUAUUUAAGAUACCUUAUUACUUUUAGUUCCCGUGAUAACUAAUAAAAAACAAAAUAUUUUUGGGCAACAGUAAGAAUUCCCAUUCUAAAAGUUAACUUGAAGUAUAAAUUAACCAAUUUAAAUAGAAGGAAAUUAAACGAUAAAUAUAAGAAGUGUAGUGUAAAUUAUAAUUGCAUCUCCAUAGUCAGUGAUGUUAUGGUGUUAGGUAAGUUAGAUUGCUGAAUAUAAUUUAGGAUGCUCAUUCAAUAACAAACGUUAUGGCUAUUGGAUAUUUAAUGAGUAUCAAAAAUUUGCAUGUUCUUCAUGCUUCGUUAAUAGUAUUUAACUGCGAGGCAAUACAAUAGUGGAUAAGAAUUUUUAUAGCUAGUUGUUGCUUUAAAGCUCUCAAGUUCUCAACAAUAAACGAAUUCAAGUAAAAAAAUGA